AUGCGACGGAUUGGAAAAGCACUUGCGACAAUGGCUUCGGACGUCGUCCGGGAUGGUGUCUUUGCCAUCAACAAGCCUUGCGGCCUCAGCUCAGCCCAGGUUGUGCGAGAAUGCCAACAAGCCUUCAACCCCUCCGCCCUCUUCAAGCCUAUGAUCGAAGCAGAAAUAGCCCGCCGGCUUAAGGAAUCAGGUGGCCAGUUCAUGCGACGCAAGGCCGAGAAGAAGGCAUCACAAGUCAAGAUCGGCCACGGAGGCACGCUGGACCCUUUGGCCACCGGCGUGUUGAUCCUGGGCGUCGGUUCGGCCACGAAGCUGCUGCCCCAGUUCCUCGACUGCACCAAGACGUACGAAACCAUUGUCCUCUUCGGCGCAAGCACCGACACCUACGACCGAGUCGGCCGUGUCUUGUCUAAGCGACCAUAUGACCACAUCACUCGAGAGAUGGUGGAGAAGGAGCUGGAGGGAUUCAAGGGAAAGCAGAUCCAGAUUCCGCCCUUGUACUCGGCGCUCAAGAUGAAUGGCAAGCCGCUCUACGAAUACGCGCGCGAGGGGAAGCCUAUCCCUAGGGAGAUUGAGGGAAGAGAGGUGGAGGUGUUGGAGGUUGAGCUCCUGGAGUGGUACGAGCCCAAGACACACAAUCAUCGCUGGCCGACAGAGGAGGCCGAGGCGGCCGAGCGCAACCUUGCCGAGCAGGUCUGGAGGGUGAAGAAGCAGCAGGAGACUGGGCGGAAGCUCACGCCCGAAGAAAAGGAGCAAGACGACCAGGCGGUCGCCGCGCACGAGACCUUCAAGCGCAGGUUUGAAGAACGGCAAGACGAGCUCAUCAAGGAUGCCCCGCGCAAGAAACAGCGUCCGUCCAAGCACUCCGCCAUGAUGUCCGGCGCUCUCGGCCAGCUGCCCCAGCCCGUCUACUCCAGCAAGGGCAAGAACCUCGUCCCUCCGACACCCGACGAAAGCACCCCUCCGCCGUGGAGCGACGAAGGGCCCCCUGCCGCCAGGAUUCGGCUCAAGGUGACGUCGGGCUUCUACGUCCGAAGCUUCUGCCACGAUCUUGGCACCAAGCUGGGAUCUGCGGGCCUCAUGGCAGAGCUUGCCCGUGUUCGCCAGAGCGACUUUACCAUCGGCGGGACAAACUGUCUCGAAUACGAUGACUUGGCCAAGGGAGAAGAAGUCUGGGGUCCCAAGGUCGCCGACAUGCUCGCACGUUGGAAUGGAGAGCCCGAAGGAAACUGGCCUGGCCCCAAGGCAGCUUUCAAGGCGACGAACCAAGCUACCGAGAAAGCCGAAGCGCAGAAGAGGCAAGAGAAGAAGAGCACCAGCCCAGGCAACGGAGAGAAGCCAUCGCGACAGACAAACGGUACCAAGACGCCGACCAAGUCUGACGACGAAAAGUCUUGGAACGGCUUUGAUGAUUAA
Trichoderma citrinoviride is the source of this 1416-nucleotide messenger RNA. RefSeq names its product pseudouridine synthase. The coding region runs from base 1 to 1416 and encodes 471 amino acids. Gene Ontology annotation, molecular function: RNA binding; pseudouridine synthase activity. The transcript is spliced from 3 exons. Lineage: Eukaryota; Fungi; Ascomycota; Sordariomycetes; Hypocreales; Hypocreaceae. The record is from RefSeq and is a predicted model, not a curated record. Gene Ontology annotation, cellular component: mitochondrion. Gene Ontology annotation, biological process: tRNA modification; mRNA pseudouridine synthesis.